Pediculus humanus corporis (human body louse) is the source of this 3063-nucleotide messenger RNA. RefSeq names its product Sarcoplasmic/endoplasmic reticulum calcium ATPase, putative. Gene Ontology annotation, biological process: calcium ion transmembrane transport; intracellular calcium ion homeostasis. Gene Ontology annotation, molecular function: ATP binding; ATP hydrolysis activity; P-type calcium transporter activity. Gene Ontology annotation, cellular component: membrane. The transcript has 14 exons. Bases 1 to 3063 code for a protein of 1020 amino acids. The record is from RefSeq and is a predicted model, not a curated record. NCBI's taxonomy places the organism in Eukaryota, Metazoa, Arthropoda, Insecta, Psocodea, Pediculidae.
AUGGAAGACGCUCACACGAAAACAGCAACAGAAGUUCUUAAUUAUUUUGGUACGGACGUGGAAAGGGGUCUGUCACCGGAUCAGGUUAAAAGAAACCAAGAAAAAUAUGGUUUGAAUGAAUUGCCAGCCGAAGAAGGAAAAUCAAUAUGGCAACUCGUCAUCGAGCAAUUCGACGAUCUUUUAGUCAAAAUUUUAUUACUCGCUGCUAUCAUAUCUUUUGUUCUUGCUUUAUUUGAAGAACACGAUGAUCAAAUCACAGCUUUCGUCGAACCUUUUGUUAUUUUGCUCAUUCUUAUUGCAAAUGCAGUGGUCGGUGUUUGGCAGGAAAGAAAUGCCGAAUCUGCUAUUGAGGCUUUGAAAGAAUACGAACCCGAAAUGGGUAAAGUUAUCCGGUCCGAUAAAGCCGGUGUACAAAAAGUCCGUGCCAAGGAAAUCGUCCCCGGAGACAUUGUUGAAGUUUCCGUCGGUGACAAAAUUCCCGCUGAUAUUAGGCUUGUUAAAAUUUAUUCAACUACUCUCAGGAUCGAUCAGUCUAUAUUGACUGGAGAAUCUGUAUCCGUAAUUAAACACACGGAUCCCGUACCCGACCCCAGGGCUGUGAAUCAGGAUAAGAAAAAUAUUUUGUUCUCUGGUACGAAUGUUGCCGCUGGUAAAGCGAGAGGAGUUGUUAUCGGCACCGGUCUCAACACCGCUAUCGGUAAAAUCAGGACAGAAAUGUCAGAAACCGAAGAAAUCAAAACACCUCUCCAACAAAAAUUGGACGAAUUCGGUGAACAACUUUCCAAAGUUAUUUCGGUCAUUUGUAUCGCUGUUUGGGCAAUUAACAUUGGUCAUUUCAACGAUCCCGCACACGGUGGAUCUUGGUUAAAGGGUGCUGUUUACUAUUUCAAAAUUGCUGUCGCCCUCGCUGUUGCUGCCAUUCCAGAAGGUUUACCUGCCGUAAUUACAACUUGUUUGGCUUUGGGUACCCGUCGUAUGGCCAAGAAAAAUGCCAUCGUCAGAUCUCUUCCAUCCGUAGAAACGUUAGGUUGCACAUCGGUUAUUUGCUCAGACAAAACUGGAACCCUUACCACGAAUCAAAUGUCGGUCAGCAGAAUGUUCGUUUUCGACAAAGUUGACGGAAAUGAUUCAUCAUUUUUAGAAUUUGACAUCACUGGAUCCACUUACGAACCCAUCGGUGACGUAUUUUUGAAAGGACAAAAAAUAAAAGCUUCCGAUUACGAUGUCUUGCAAGAACUUGGUACCGUUUGCGUUAUGUGCAAUGACUCCGCCAUUGAUUUCAACGAAUUCAAACAAGCUUUCGAAAAGGUCGGAGAAGCUACCGAAACGGCUUUGAUUGUAUUGGCUGAAAAAAUGAAUCCCUUCCAAGUUAACAAGAGUGGAUUGGACAGACGAUCCGGUGCUAUCGUUGUCAGACAAGAAAUCGAAACAAAAUGGAAGAAGGAAUUCACCUUGGAAUUUUCUAGAGAUCGUAAAUCAAUGUCUUCUUAUUGCGUACCUUUAAAACCCAACAAAUUAGCUCCAGGUCCUAAAUUAUUUGUUAAGGGUGCUCCUGAAGGUGUACUCGAGAGAUGUACUCAUGCCAGAGUCGGAACUCAAAAAGUUCCUCUCACAUCAACCCUCAAAAAUAGAAUUUUGGAACUUACUAGACAAUACGGUACCGGUCGUGAUACACUUCGUUGCCUUGCUUUAGCCACAGCUGAUAAUCCCAUUAAAGCCGAAGAAAUGGACCUUGGCGACUCAACCAAAUUCCACGAAUACGAAGUCAAUCUUACUUUUGUUGGUGUAGUCGGUAUGUUGGAUCCUCCUCGUAAAGAAGUCGCUGACGCCAUUUCAAGAUGCCGAGCUGCCGGUAUCCGUGUUAUUGUAAUUACUGGUGACAACAAAGGUACUGCCGAAGCCAUUUGCAGACGAAUUGGAGUUUUCGGCGAAGAUGAAGACACCACCGGAAAAUCUUAUUCUGGAAGAGAAUUCGACGACUUACCUGUUUACGAGCAAAAGGCUGCUUGCGCUAGAGCUAGGUUGUUUUCUAGGGUCGAACCCGCACACAAAUCUAAGAUUGUUGAGUUCUUGCAAAGUAUGAAUGAAAUUUCUGCUAUGACGGGAGACGGUGUAAAUGAUGCUCCAGCUUUGAAAAAAGCCGAAAUCGGUAUUGCCAUGGGUUCCGGAACUGCUGUCGCCAAAUCUGCAUCCGCUAUGGUUUUAGCUGAUGAUAACUUCUCAAGUAUUGUGUCUGCCGUAGAAGAAGGUCGUGCUAUUUACAAUAAUAUGAAACAAUUUAUCCGUUAUCUUAUUUCUUCCAAUGUGGGUGAAGUCGUCAGUAUUUUUUUGACAGCCGCUCUCGGUUUGCCAGAAGCUCUUAUUCCAGUGCAAUUGUUAUGGGUCAACUUGGUCACUGACGGUUUGCCAGCUACGGCUUUGGGUUUCAAUCCUCCCGACUUGGACAUCAUGGAGAAACCACCGAGAAAAUCUGAUGAAUCUUUGAUUUCCGGUUGGUUGUUUUUCCGUUAUUUGGCCGUUGGUGGUUACGUAGGAGCCGCCACCGUCGGAGCUGCUGCUUGGUGGUUUUUGUAUUCACCGGAUGGACCUCAAAUCACUUACUGGCAAUUGACUCAUCAUUUGUCUUGCGCUGCGGGUGCUCCGGAAUUCAAAGGUGUCGAUUGCAGGAUAUUUAACGAUCCUCACCCAAUGACGAUGGCCUUAUCCGUAUUGGUAACAAUUGAAAUGUUGAACGCAAUGAACAGCUUGUCUGAAAAUCAAUCUCUUCUUACAAUGCCGCCAUGGUGCAACGUUUGGUUGUUGGCUUCAAUGGCCUUGUCUUUCUCUCUUCACUUUGUUAUUCUUCAUGUUGAAUUUUUAUCGACUGUGUUCCAAGUCACCCCGUUAGAUUUCGACGAAUGGAUAACAGUUAUGAAAUUUUCAAUACCCGUCGUGCUACUGGAUGAAACUCUUAAAUUCGUAGCCCGGAAAUACACAGACGGUAAGGGAUAUUUGUCAGGGAUUCACGGAGUUCUGCUAAUGUGGGUUGUUUUUGCGCUCCUUAUAUGGCACGGACCCAUAUAA